Ceraceosorus guamensis is the source of this 3985-nucleotide messenger RNA. RefSeq lists its product as hypothetical. The record is from RefSeq and is a predicted model, not a curated record. Lineage: Eukaryota; Fungi; Basidiomycota; Exobasidiomycetes; Ceraceosorales; Ceraceosoraceae. Bases 363 to 3731 code for a protein of 1122 amino acids. Gene Ontology annotation, biological process: long-chain fatty acid biosynthetic process. Gene Ontology annotation, cellular component: fatty acid synthase complex. Gene Ontology annotation, molecular function: holo-[acyl-carrier-protein] synthase activity. The transcript has 4 exons.
CACGAGUCAAGCCGCCCCGAAAGCCAUGCACGAGUGUUGCGUGUCGGUGCAACAGCGCAAGUGAUUGCUAUACUGUAGGAGGCUACGCGUUGGCAGCUGGGGUGACGCUCAGGAAAGCUCGAUGAGCAUGGCGCUGUUGCCCACUCGUGACUCAUGUCUUGAGAGACGUUGCGUCGUGCACAGUCACAUUUCGUUAGGAAGCGCCUUGCUCACCCAAAACGAUCACAUGCGCGCUUCAUCCUCCCGCUCACAUCUAGCCUCGUCCAACUGACCCUUUCUCCAUCAGCAGCAGGUCAGACUCGCUCUCCUCGGACUGCCCUGCCUUACGCGUGCUUCACCUCGCUCCGACCAAGAAGCACAUCAUGUCGAUCCUUCAAAAAGCAGAUCCAUCCGUCUUGCGUGACAAGCUGCGCGAGAUCAUCGCCGAGGCUGACAAAAAGGCAUCCUCCGAGGCAGCAGCGGGCAGGAUCGAGCUCAAGAGGGGCUACUGCACCAUUCCGCUGCCCGGCAUCGAUGUGCCCUUUCACUCUCGCGUCCUGAAUGGAGGUGUGCCAGAAUUUCACGCCUUCUUGUCCAAGAGGGUGGGAGACAUCAAUCCCGAUGCGCUCAUCAACAAGUACAUUCCAAACCUCGUAGCCAAGCCGUUCCAACUCACGAAAGAGUAUGCGCAACUCAUUCUCGACACGACAGGAUCGCCUAGACUGGAAAAGAUGCUGCAAAAUUGGGACAAGGAUGGCUGGGGUACCGUCGAGAAGCGCCAGCGCCUCGCCAAGGAGCUCUUGCUGUUGCUCCUGAGUCAUCAAUUCGCCAGUCCCGUCAGGUGGAUCGAAACGCAAGACGUCUUUUUCAACGAGCCUUACUCCUUUGAGCGCCUCGUCGAGUUUGGCCCUGCACCCACGCUCAAAGGAAUGGCACAAAAGACGGCAGGUCUGAAAUACGCCGCUGCUGACCAAGCCAAGGGCAAGCGCCGAGCCAUGUUUUGCCAUAGCAGCGACAGGGACAAGAUCUACUACAACUUUGCCGACGCUGAAGCUGAUGCCGUCGAAACCACUCCGGCUGGACCCUCAGCGGGUGCUACUACUCCUGCUGCUGCUCCAGCGCCGGCUGUCGCGGCUCCUUCCCCUGCCCCUGCCCCUGCCCCUGCUGCAGCGCCAGCCAGUGCAGCCGCAGAAGUUCCAGACGAGCCAUUGAAAGCGGUGGACACUCUGCGAGUCAUCCUGGCCCAAAAACUUAAAAAGCAACUUUCGGACAUUCCCCUCUCCAAAGCCAUCAAGGACCUCGUCGGCGGCAAGUCCACUUUGCAAAACGAGCUCGUGGCUAGUCUCGGCGAGGAGUUUUCCAGCCUCCCUGAACGAGGCGAGGAGCUCCCGCUCGACGAAUUGGGCGGAGCCCUGGGCGCUGGCUACAGUGGGACGAUGGGCAAGUACACAUCCGGUCUCGUCUCCCGCAUGGUCGGCGGCAAGCUUCCCGGAGGCUUCAACCUCGCAAGCGCCAAGUCGCACCUUCAGAAAGCGUGGGGAUUGGGUCCUGGUCGAACGGAUGCUGUCCUCCUCGUCUCGCUCACGCAAGAACCUCCCAAACGCCUGGGUUCCGAAGCGGAAGCAAAGGCGUUCCUCGACACUGCAGCCCAAACCUACGCUCAGCAUGCCGGUAUCACUCUUAGCCAAGGCGGUGGCAGUGCUGGCAGCUCCGGUGGAGGCGGUGGCGGGGCUACGAUCAGCGCUGAAGAGCUCGAAAAGAUCCAAGGCCGUCACGACGAGCACGCUCGCCGUCAAAUCGAAAUCCUCCAGCGCUAUCUCGGUGUGGAUGGUCGUGCUGGUCAACGCGUCGCAGAGAGCACCCGUUUGGAAGUCAAAGCUUUGCAAGAUCAGCUGGACGCCAUUUCUCGAGAGCACGGCGAAGAGUACAUCAACAUGAUUCGUCCCAAAUUCGACCCGCUCAAAGCUCGCCACUUUGCAAGCUUUUGGAAUUGGUCCAGGCAAGACGCCCAGCACCUCUGGUACGACAUCAUCAGUGGGCGUCUCACGACCGUCGAUCGUGAAAUCACGCAGCGUUGUCUCAACAUCAUCUCGCGCGCCGACGACACGCUCCUUCACCUCAUGGCGUACACCAUCGAGCGCGUGGAUCCCGAGCUGGGUCCCACGUACGCGCUCGCCAAGCAGUUUGGUCAAAUGCUGCUGGAAAACUGUCGCGAGGCAUUGCCAAGCCCGCCCAUCUACAAGGAAGUGUACGCUCCCACCGCUCCACACACCGAAAUCGGAGCUAAGGGCGAAGUCAUCUACAGCGAGGUCAAGCGCGAACGCGUUCGCAAGCUGGAGGCGUACGUAGAAGAGAUGGCGCACGGAAAGCGUGUCGGCCCGCAGGUCAACGUAGAGCUGGCAAGAGAGCAAAUGGCCAAGCUCUGGACGCUCAUCAGAAACGAGCCUAGCUUUACCAAGGUCGGCAAAACGACCAUCAAGAGCAUGUACACCGAAGUCGUGCGCUCGCUCGGACCUGCUGGCCGCCAUCCCCGCAUUCGCGGUUCGAGCAGCCGUCGCCAAUCAUCUUCCGUCGCCCACGGCUCCCGUCCUACCGUCACGCCCGAGCCAUUCAGCCUCGCUGAUGACCGCGUCCCAUACCUAAAUGUCAAGCGCAAGGUUGGAGGAGAAUGGCAGACCAGCAAGCAGCUCACAGGCGUCUACAUGACGCUCCUCGAGGACAUGGCCAAGAAUGGAGUCACAUUCCAGGGACAAAAUGCUCUGCUGACGGGUGUCGGCAAGGGUUCCAUCGCGCUCGAAGUCGCGAAAGGAUUGCUGGCAGGUGGCGCUCGAGUCAUCAUCACCACCUCGUCCUACUCUCGCGCCACUCUAGACUUUUACAAGGAAAUCUUUCAAAAGGUCGGUGCGCGAGGCUCUCAGCUCACCGUUGUGCCAUUCAACGGCGCAAGCAAAGAAGACGUCAACAGCCUAGUCACCUACAUUUACGAGUCUUUGCGCGUCGACCUCGACAUUCUCAUUCCAUUUGCCGCCAUUCCAGCGUACGGACGGGAUGUGUCGGCCAUCGACGAUCGUGCAGAAGUCGCUUUCCGCGCCAUGAUGACGAACGUGCACCGCUUGCUCGGAGCUGUGCGCUCCGUCAAGGCGGCAAAACGCAUCAACACCAGACCGACCGUCGUCCUCUUACCCUUGAGUCCCAAUCAUGGCUCCAUGGGAGGAGACGGUCUCUACUCCGAGUCCAAGAUAGGCCUCGAAACGCUCUCAAACCGCGCGAUCAGCGAAGGUUGGGCGGAGUACGUGUCCAUCGUCGGCGUCGUCAUUGGUUGGUGUCGCGGUACGGGACUGAUGGAUGCCAACAACCAAAUCGCGGCCAAGAUCGAGGCUGCGGGCCUGCGCACAUUCAGCAGCACGGAAAUGUCGUUCAACCUGCUAGGAUGUCUCCACCCCCUGUUCAGAGCGACGGCUCAGGUGGAGCCUAUCCUUGCCGACCUGUCUGGAGGCUUCAACAGCGUGCCGGAUCUGGCCAAGCUCAGCACGAGGAUCAGGACGGACAUCGCGAAUGAGAGCGCUCGUCGUCGUGCGAUUGCAGCCGACGAUGCUGCCGACUACCUCGUCAUCAAGGGUUCUGCAGCCGAGAAGCUCCACCAGACGCGCCUCGUUCAAGCUCGCGCUCAACACUCUUUCGGCUUUCCGGCUCUUGGACCGUGGAGACCGGACGCUCUUGCCAUGCUUCGUGCCCUUCCGGCUCGCGUUUGAACAUCGCUUGUACUUGAUCGCUCUCUCUCUCCAUUCAGAUGUUCUUUGUCAAGAGACUACGUUCCGCUCGAUGUGAAUCGACGUAAUGUCUGCCCGCGUGACAUGCAGUGAGACGGCGAUUCGCUAAUUGAAGUGGGCAAGGCCGACGGGGUGCCUUGCUGCGUGCACUACGUCGCCGGGAGACGACGAUGAGGGCAUCCAAAGACGUGUUGAAUGCCCUCAUCAAGGUCUAGCGCCGAACUGCGCAGCGGGGG